Molecule: messenger RNA, 3202 nt
Organism: Rhopilema esculentum
Lineage: Eukaryota; Metazoa; Cnidaria; Scyphozoa; Rhizostomeae; Rhizostomatidae
Biological process (GO): peptidyl-hypusine biosynthetic process
Molecular function (GO): deoxyhypusine monooxygenase activity
Source: RefSeq, a predicted model, not a curated record
CCUGUUGAUGUGUCACCUUGGAAACGACGUAAAUGGCGGCUAAACCACAACUACAGAAAGAGAAUUCUGAUAUACAUAUUUUAUGACUUUAUACAAGCAUUGUAUGCAACUAUGAAUAACGUUGCUUAGGUCAUUUUAAUAGGAUUGUAAACUUGUUGAUAUGCAAUGCAGAUUUAUGACAGAUUUAUGGAAAGCUGAAGUCCUCAACUUCGGCGAAGAGGUGUUAUAAGACAAGCGCAGAGAAGCUCUCUAGGCCCUGCUGUUUUCUGCCAAGACUUCCGCGAUAAAAUAGAAAAAAAUGGAAAGCAAAGGUGCAAGUCUUUUUCCAGUGGCAAAAGGUGUCCAGAUACCGUUUGUAGGCAAAGAUCUGUUGAAUGAUGCAAGCUCUGGUGCAGAUUUUCUUUCCAAUGCACGAGUUCUUGUCCCUCAGAAAGAAUCUAAAGCAGCACCAUUGGUACAAGCCAAAACUGCUCAGAACGCAGGUAAAGAUAAAAGAAGAUUCAAGGACAAAUCUAAAGGGAGAUUAGAUGAAAAAUAUUUGGAAAGGAUAAGUGAUGGACUUUCGUUCUCUUCUGAAGUUAUUGAUGAAAGAGUAAAAAAUUCGAAGCCUUAUUCCUUUGAUAAGAAACCGGAUGCGUUCAAAGGUUUUAAGAAAAAGAAGAAGAAAGCUGUCCUUGUUGGGAGACAUGAUACAAGAUUCGCUGUCACCAAACAUUACCCAUGUUUCAUUAAAGGGCCGAGUGAAAGUGAAGUGACUUUUCAACCAAAAUCAUUGCCAAAAAUAGCACAAAAAACAAGCAUUGAAAGUUUGAAAGAGAAGCAAGUUCUCCACAAACAGAUAGAAAAUAUUUCAGUCAAGAAAGUACCAUUGACUUGGGAUGAGUAUUUAAUGACACUUUUAAGCAAAGAAACUGCUGAAGUGGUUAUAAAAGAGUACACUUCAGGACCCCAACAACUGAAGCUAAACAAAAUUAUCAAGAAUUCCCCAGAAUGUGAUGUAAGAAUCCACAAGUCGAAGUCUCAGCAAACAGACAAUUCAGGAGCUGUACAGGAGGAAAAUACUCAAGAAACACAGGAUAAAUCUUCUGUGGAGGACUGUUGGGAAAAGCCAAAGAAUAAAAGCAGUUUAUACUCAGAGCAAGUAAAGCAAGGUGCAAUGCCAGUCUUUAAGCAAAGAUCCAACCCUAAUGAAAUUGUGCUGGACACUGAUUUAAAAACUAUCUAUGGGAAAGUUCUCCAGUCAUCAUUUCCUGCUCAAACGGAUAACUGGUACAACUGGGAUUCCAAUCCAAAGAAGCACAAGAAAACUAAAAGGAAUAAAAUGGCCAAAGGGAUGCACCAUUGGAAAGAUUAUCCAGAUGUGAUUGAUAAUAAUGAUGUUCAGCGAAUAUCAUUAAAAUCGGUGACUCCAACAAAGUCAUAUGCAGAACUCGACCCAAAAAUUGUUAGAAAACAAAGAGAAGAUGCAAACUUAGUGCGCAUUGUUGAAGAAUGGAGGUCGAAGUGGUUUCUUGAAAAGAAAUGGGAAAAUAGCACAUCAAAAGAGCUUAUCGAUGGAAUGAAUGACAUAAACGAUCACGUGAGGUUAUCAGCUGUCUCAGCAUGCAGUAAGGCACUGUUGAAUAAAAAAAUUGUAGAGACGAAGGAGCAAGCGAAAAAUAUACUUUUGAGAAACGACACCAGUGAUUAUGAUUCAGAAGUGCAAAUGUCUGCAGACAUUUUUGAGAAAAUUUUACAGUGUUUAUCAGAUAGGUGCAGACAAGUGCAGGUAGCCUCCGCAAUAACGUUGUUUGCACUGAACAGAGGUACCCAGAAGGUAAGUCUCAGUGCUGGACCAAAAGAAAAUAUUGCAAAACAAAUACUCCUUGAAACCCUUGAUAGCGGAGGCGCACCAGAGAAAUGGGCUGCUGCUCAGUGUCUUGCGUACGCUAGUGUUGAUGACGAUGCUGUUAUCAAUGAGCUUAUAAAACACAUAAACUCAGCGGACCUUGUGAAGCAUUCGAAAUCAGUUAAGCUUCUGGGGAGGCUAAGUAAGGAGUCAAACAGGGUUCAAUUUAUGCUAGCAGAGCAGCUAAACAGCAGCAGCUGGCGAGAUCGUGUUGUUGCCUGUCAGGUUUUCCCAUCACUGCAAGGUCCACUGAGUAAGGAUGUUGCAAAUAAGAUCUCUCAUUUGAUGUGGAAUGAUUGGAGCAAGGAUGUUAGAACAGCGGCUGCAAGAGCUCUUGGGCGAACCGGAAAUGGAAAGCUCGUACACGAUAAACUCAGAGAUAGGCUCACCGAUGAGAACGAAAUAAAUAUUCUUGACGCCCUGAGAAAGAUAGCAUACCUUGGCAUCAUGACUGGAAGACUCUUGCCUGCUUUCUUGAAAUGCCUUAAGAGUGAUUACAUCUCCAUACGUCUUGAAGCAGUCAAGACCGUUUCUGCGAUUCGUUUGUCUCAAGAUGAAGUUAUUAAUGAGCUUCUGAAGCUUGCAAACGAAGAAAGAAAUUGGAAAGUGAAAGCUCACUGUAUAAAAGCAAUUGGUCUCGUUGCAAAGCCUACUGAUAAUGUCCAGGAAGUUCUUCUUUGGUGUCUACGGUAUGAAAGACAAGCUGCGAUUCGAGCAGAAGCUUGUCGUGCCAUUUGCAGUUUGAGCCUUAAGUCAGACAGGGUCAUCAGCAUUUUGCAAGAUCGACUAGUUGUUGAAGAAGAUUCUAUGGUUCUAAGGGAAGUGACUGCAACACUCAAUGAACUUGGAGAAGAACCCACAGGCGAUCUGACGAUGAUCAAGGCUAUUCAAAGAGAAGUUAAGAGGCUUUGUAAUCGUGACAAUAUUGCCGAUGCUAUCGUUAAUCAAGAUCUUCAAGAAACAUUUAACGAGAAUAAGCAGAAAUAUUUGAUGAUUGAUGAUGGGUCUAAAAAUGAUCAGGAUAAUUUCCAAGAGACAGAGAAAAGUUACACUUCAUUUGGACCGAAAGUGAUGAAUAAAUUUGACCCAAUAUUAGAAGGUUAUAAAAUAAAAUGUCAGCAAAAAGUUAGAAUACCUUCAAUGCCAGAUGUUCCUGAUUCAGAAUUGCAGCUAGAUGAUGACCAGAGUGAUUCAGGUAACGAUGAAAGAUCCGUGUCUGAUAACCAAAGCCAGACUGACCCAGAAUCUGAUCAUAAUUAUGAAUCAGAAAAUGAUAUACUUGGUUCUUCAGAGGCUACAGAUUAUGAAGAUUAA